Messenger RNA from Aspergillus piperis CBS 112811, 3987 nucleotides. Its product is annotated as phosphoglycerate mutase-like protein. Gene Ontology annotation, molecular function: transmembrane transporter activity. NCBI's taxonomy places the organism in Eukaryota, Fungi, Ascomycota, Eurotiomycetes, Eurotiales, Aspergillaceae. The record is from RefSeq and is a predicted model, not a curated record. Bases 1 to 3987 code for a protein of 1328 amino acids. Gene Ontology annotation, biological process: transmembrane transport. Gene Ontology annotation, cellular component: membrane. The transcript has 9 exons.
AUGGAUGGCGGUGAUAGCAAUGACUCGGCUCUCUCAUUACUGGAUGAGAAACGAGAGAAGCAUUUGAUUCGCAAGAUUGACCUACAUAUCAUUCCUUUUGUCGUUCUUUUAUAUCUGUUUAGCUUUCUUGAUAGAGUCAACAUUGGCAAUGCCCGUCUAUAUGGGAUGGAAGAAGAUCUGGGCCUGGUCGGAGAUCAAUACCAGAUUGCAGUAUCUAUUCUGUUUGUAACUUACUGUCUCUUCGAAGUGCCGUCAAACUUGGUUAUCAAGAAGCUCAGGCCAUCACGCUACAUUGCGUCGAUAUCGGUUAUUUGGGGCAUCAUAGCGACUCUCACUGGAAUAACCCAGAAUUAUGGAGGCCUCAUCGCUUGUCGCAUCCUUCUAGGCGUCGUGGAAGCCGGACUGUUUCCUGGAAUGGUUACCUAUCUCACUAUUUUCUAUAGCAAGCGUGAAAUAGCAUUGCGCACAGGCUACCUAUUCAGCAGUGCGGCCGCUGCCGGCGCAUUUGGCGGACUUCUAGCUUACGGCAUCGGCUUCAUGGACGGCGUCGCCGGUCUACGAGGUUGGAGAUGGAUCAUGAUCAUAGAAGGCAUUCCAACCGUCAUACUCGGCGGCCUAUCCUGGUUCUUUCUUGCGGAUGACCUCGAUACAGCCUAUUACCUGGAUGAUGAGGAGAAGGCCCUAGUGGUUCGACUCCGUCGUCGCGACGUGGGCCAAACAUCGUCCGCCCAAAAAUUCCACUGGGCAGACGUCAAAGAAGGUGCACUGGACUGGAGAAUUUACGCCUUCUGCAUUGCUCAAUUUGGUGUCGACACUAUGCUAUACGGGUACAGCACCUUCCUCCCAACCAUUAUCCAGGGUAUGGGGUCAUGGACAACUCCCGAAGUGCAAGCUCUUACGAUUCCUUGCUAUGCGGUGGGCGCAAUAAGUUAUCUGAUAAUUGCUUGGGCGAGCGAUAGAAUUCAGCGUCGCGGAGUUUUUACUUGCAUCUUUGCGGCAAUAUCAGUGGUUGGCUAUGGAAUCCUGAUAUCGGAUUCUUCGUCAGGAGUACACUACUUCGGCGCCUUGCUUAUUGCCUUAGGAUUAUAUGUGGCUGUCGGAUUACCUCUCGCAUGGCUCCCGACCACUCUUCCUCGUUAUGGAAAGCGUACAUUCGCCACGGGGCUGCAACUGACUUUCGGCAACGUCAGCGGCGUCAUGUCUCCUUUCUUAUACAAGACGAAUGAAGCACCGCGUUAUGUUCGGGGCAAUGCAGUGACUCUGUCGCUGGUUGGAUUUGCCGGUGUUGUGUAUGGUCUUAUGUGGUGGUACUAUCAUGGGAAGAAUAAGCGCAGAGAACAGGGACUGGAAGAUGAAAAGAUUGUAGGGAUGUCAGAAGAAGAAAUUGAGGAAAUGGGAGACAGAAAUCCUCGUUGGAGGGCCUGGAUUCAAAGCCCAUGUAUAGAGCAACAUAAUGACUGGAAUCUUUACCAACACCUUGGCGGAUAUGGGCCCUGGGUCGAGAAAACUGCCGAAGACGAUGAAAUACAGGGGAAUGACGUACCGGACAGUUGCACAGUCGACCAGAUACACAUGAUGUCGCGUCAUGCGGCGAGGUAUCCAACCAGGUCUGCAGGAAACCGCCAUCUUGCCCUUUUGGAUAGAAUCCAUAAAGCAGGGAUUCCGCUGAACGGCUCAUUGUCAUUCCUGAACAACUGGACCUACAUCACCAGUAAUCCAGAACGAGACUUCGAGCAAUUGACCACAACCGGUCCAUACGCUGGCACUCAUCAGGCCUUCGAGACUGGAGUCCGAUUCGCAGCCCAUUACGGACACCUCAUCCCUUCUGAUGCGAACACAAAGUUCUGGGCAAGUGAUUCCAAGCGCGUCAUCGAAACAGCCCAACACUUUGCCUCGGGGUUAUUUGGGUCUGACUGGGAAAAGGUCGGAAAGGCCGCUCUAGAGAUCAUCCCGGAGACAUUUGAUCGCCGCGCAGAUACGCUCACACCGGGAGAUACCUGUCUAAAAUAUCUAGAAGACGAAGUUCGCGGCCAUGACAACGGCAUCAACAUGCUCACUUUGUUUCAGCAAGCGUAUAUCCCGGCUAUUGCGGAGCGACUGCUCGUUGAGGAGGGCAACCGUGAGCUUGAGGGUUUCACCAACUGGGAGAUCUUCAGCAUGCAGGAAAUGUGUGGUUUUGAAACGACUGUACGGGGCUCGAGUCCCUGGUGCGAUGUCUUCACGCGCGAAGAUUGGAAGAAUUUUGAAUACGGACGUGAUUUGGUGCAUUACUAUCGCGGAGGCCCUGGAAAUCCUUACGCGGGCGCAAUGGGCUGGCUUUGGCUGAAUGCCACAGCGAAUCUUUUGCGAGAGGGGCCCAAGGCGGGUUCAAUGUUCUUCAGCUUUGUCCACGACGGGGAUAUAGCGCCUUUCUUGACUGCGCUAGACAUAAUGAAAGACGCAAAGUACGACCCAUUUCUUCCUGUCACACAUCGGGCAGAAGACCGCAUUUGGUAUACCUCAACUGUGAUGCCAAUGGGCGGUCGGGUCACGCUCGAACGGAUGACCUGUUCGCCAACAGAUCCUGUCCACAGCAUGAACGAGACAUUUCUCCGGAUCGACAUCAACGGCAAGAUUGUGCCGCUGCCAUACUGUAAGUCUGGACCUGACUUGUCUUGUCCGUUAAUGGAGUUCAUCGGUCAUGUGGAUAGAAGAAGGAUUGAAGUAGGAGAGUUCGGGGAUGUAUGUGGUUUGGAUGGUGAUAGUAAGUCUUACACCAUUUCGUCCUUUCCCCCAAAACAACUUCAACUCAAUCUCACCCAUCGUCUUUCCAGUGAAUCUCGCAACCCUCGUCGACCCCCCGAAGAAUCUGGCCCAUUUGGCAAGCGCAGAAACGCCCGCUAUGAACACACCCGAUCUCGCACACGCACCGGCACACCGGCAGCGAAGCGCGAAAACCCCAAUGUAGCAGAAUUCGGGCGUCUAUUCGCCCAACAACAAGAAGAGGAGAAAGCGCGCAGCAACACCCUGCCCAAGUCAUCCUCCGCUUCCAACCUCGACAACGCCCGGAAGCAGCAGACAGAGAAAGUCGCAACCGAGUGCAUACUAUACGGUUACAAGAGCAAGGACUUCGAAUGGAAAGUGAUAGACAAGUACGAGCGGAUCUCUCGCGGGUUCAUCUGUGAGGACUAUCCGCGGACCGACCCCAAUGCUUUGAACGGGUAUUCGCAGCUCCUGAGCGGCGGUGAUGUGGUCAUCCGGGCGAACUUAUCAGCGGACGCGAAUCGCAAAUCGAAGCGCUAUGCGGGCGGAUUUCACUGGAUUAAAGUCACAUUUGAUUCGACGACAGCCGCCGAUCGCGCGUGCUUCUACUCUCCGCAGGAAAUCGAUGGCCAUUUGGUCUUUUGUGAGCUGUAUCAUGGCCAGGGACCUGCGGAGGAUGCCCCUAUCGUACAAGGAUCUACGGAGGCAACUCGUCUCCAGUCGAAGGCGGCGCCUCGCACUUUGACUUCGUCGCAUUCGACGAGUUUCCUCCAACCGAAGGACACAGCCACCAAGGAACGCCAUACACUGCCGAGAUCUUUCGCCUCGAAUAACCUGUCCAGUAUCCUCGACGCCCAUGAAGAAGAGUCCCAGGAAUCAUCAUCGACCCCCACCGCUAGCUCCGCAACAGCCACCGCCAUCGAGCAACCAGCACCCCUGCAGCAGCGCACAGUCGUCAAGGAGCCCAAGCCCGAAUCAGACUUCAUGACGCAUAUCCCGACGGUGCGUCGGACGAAGCUCCGACCCAUUACAGAAGCCCUUCCCCCUCAGCCUACGGUUACAGAGCGAGUGCUGCGCUCCAUCCCUAUUCUCAGCUGGUUCACAGGUGACAUUGUGGGCGAUGGACCUCAACUCCGCGAAGACGGGACAUUCGAUUUCGACAAGUCGAACACCUACUGGAAAUUCUGGUACAUGGUUGAUAGAGUCCUGGGGACAGAUAUCUGUGGACUGAAGGAGGAGGCAUGA